AUGGCAGGACAUCCCAGCUCGGAAUUGGCCAAUAAUAAAGAGAACCGGCUAGGUCAGGCAACCGCUCUGCGAAACGCGGCGAAGAAUGGCAAACUUACACAAGUCCGUGGGCUUUUCAACAGAAGCAUCAUUGACAGAAGCAUCAUUGACACGCCGGACGAUGAGGGCUACACCGCAUUAUCAUGGGCGGCCACGAAUGGACACGCGGAUGUAGUCGCGUACCUAGUUAAAAAUGGGGCCGACGUCAACUCCAACGCACAGAAAAUGCCUGGGAACACUGCUCUUCUCCUGGCGGUAGCGCACUCGAAGCGCGGGACAGGCGCCUUAUCCGAGGGCCAUUUCAAGAUUGUGAAACAGCUCCUAGAGGCCGGCGCCAAAGUCAAUGCGAGAGUGGAAGGAGGACCCACGGCGCUUUUGCAAGCAGCUCGAGACGGCCAGUACGAGAUUGUGGAGAAUCUCUUCACGGCCGCCGACAUUGACAUUGGCAUCAAAGACCACGAGGGCCAUACGGCGCUUUCAACGGCGUGCGGCAGGGGCUUCUACGAGAUCGCCGAGAUACUCCUCCGACGAGGCCGCGCCCGGGCAAGAGGGGAUAGCAUAGCGAUCGUACGUGCGGCGCAACAAGGCAGCCUAGACAUCGUCAAGCUGCUUCUGGAAAACAUGGAGGAAGUCGACGUCAACGUGAGAGACGAACGGGGCCGCACGGCGAUCUCAUACGCCGCCCAGUCCGGCAGCGUCGACAUAGUUCAGCCCCUACUGCAGCGCAAUGCCGACAUGAAUAUCCAGGACAACGAGGGCCACACAGCUGUCGGGCGGCUCAAAGUGAUGAGCCAAAGUCCCAACACGAUGCGGUCUCACCACAUUGGGAGGUUCAGCAAGGUCGCUAAGCACCAGGGUUCGUUGAGGGCGUGCGGGUGA
This is a messenger RNA of Parascedosporium putredinis, 918 nucleotides long. Lineage: Eukaryota; Fungi; Ascomycota; Sordariomycetes; Microascales; Microascaceae. The record is from the annotation of a GenBank genome assembly.